Molecule: messenger RNA, 5998 nt
Organism: Cimex lectularius (bed bug)
Lineage: Eukaryota; Metazoa; Arthropoda; Insecta; Hemiptera; Cimicidae
Product: synaptotagmin-12-like
Exons: 9
Coding region: 82-1422 (446 amino acids)
Biological process (GO): regulation of dopamine secretion; cellular response to calcium ion; calcium-ion regulated exocytosis
Molecular function (GO): calcium ion binding; phosphatidylserine binding; clathrin binding
Source: RefSeq, a predicted model, not a curated record
UCCCGGCCGACAGUACUAAAACAGCUGUGGGCACGUCCUCUUGCCCCAAACAACCUCAUCCAAUGUUAAGCCUUCUUUGUGAUGGGAGUACUGGGGGCAGUGCUGGUUCUUGCCACGUGUCUGGCGCUGUUCCUGCUCUGCCUCAAGUUUCGUCAUUUGUGCACGUACUUUUUAAGUUGGCUUCCAUCCAAUAGAGAAGAAAAGGCCGCACUGACAAGGCUGAAAGGCCAUUACAACGCAAACGGAUACCUGGUCGGUUCCGAUUCCGAUAUAAGGCUGGAUUGGACAGGUUCUUUCAGGAGAUUCGAGUCGGUGGAUUCAGAGGGUGCUCUCGGCGGAGCGACCGCACCCUCGCCGAUCCCUCCGCAGCCGCUGAGGCCGGCCCCCGACAUCUUCGGUACUCACUCCAGCCCACCUCCGCUCACUUCGCUCGCUCAACCCACAAGUCAUGAUGUUGAAGCCCCUGACACGUCGGAAGGCGUUCCAGUUCUCGGGCGGGCCAUUUCCUGCGAUUCUGUGUCGAGCGUCACAUCGAUUGCUGCUCAAGAUUUGGUAGAGCCGAACAUAGCCGGAUAUCUGUGCAUAGGAAUUGACUACGACUGCGAAUGCGGAGAUUUAAUGGUGAAUGUGAUUGAGGCGAAGGACCUGGUAUGUAGAGACUUCCCGGUAUCACCAGAUGGCCUUAUGGACACGUUUGUAUCAGUCUACUUACUGCCUACGAGAACGACGGACAUGCAGACAAGGACUUAUAGGAGCAGCAGGAGUCCAAGCUACAAGGAGAAAUUCCUCUUUGGUCUGGAGGUGACGGAUUUCUGCAGAAGCUCCGUCAUGUUCCAAGUCUACGGAGCGAAACGGGAAGGAAACUCUCUGCUCGGUCAGGCGAACCUCCAUCUCGCCGACGUUCCUACACGGCAACCCAUCACCACCUGGCUCACACUCUACCACACCGAAACUAAAGAGAACGCUUUGGGAGAAAUACUCUUCUCAUUGAGCUAUCUUCCGACGGCGGAGAGACUGACUGUCGUCAUCAUAAGAGCACGCAAUCUGAAGUUUUCCCAAGCGACUGCUGACCCCUACGUUAAGGUUUAUUUGUUGAAAAACGGCAAGAAAGUGCAUAAAAAGAGGACUCAGACGAAGAAAAACGACGCCAGCCCCAUAUUUAACGAAGCGAUGAUGUUUAACGUUCCAAACAGCCUUCUUCAGUCUGUGGAACUAAGAGUGACUGUGGGGGAGAACGACACGGGAGAAGUGGUCGGCCACGUCAUCGUCGGUUGUCACGUCGGAGGUAAAGCGCUUUCUCAUUGGUCGCAGAUGAUCGCCUCACUGAGGAAGCCGGUGGCCAUGUGGCAUCCCCUUCUUCGCCCGUCUAUCCCGCUCAUGUCCCCGACCAGGCCUAAACCGACUUUCACAGCUCAACGCUAAAUGCGGUUAUCUUCAAUCCCGCGAACAUUCUCGACACGUCCGAACUUUUGAUAAUCAACACGGCGUUUUCAUCCGCUCUUCUUUCACAUUUAAAUAAUAAUAAUUUUUCAUGUAUGAAGCUGUCUCGAAAGAGGAAAUGUAUGUAGGGUAGAGCUGUUUUUGUUGUCACACACUUCGCGCGAGGGUCGGACGGCUAAAAAUUAAACGGAAAUUACAGAGCCAAGUAAUGCGUAUUUCUGAACAGAAAAACGGGCGGUUUGACGUGAAAAUGGGUCAAAUGCGAUUGCGAGUCGGAGGCGAAACAAUGAUUGGGAAGGUCCUGGAAAAGGAAUCCGCUACACCCGAAAUAUCGUUUCAAUAUGAGAAUGAGAAUGGAAUCUCGUUUCCUUAAAUCACACGACGCAUAUCGAUACUUGUACGAACAAAAGAAAAGCACAGAGGAAAAAAAGGGUGCAAUGAAAAAUAGAAACAAUGACUUUUCUUGACAACAUGAACCAUCAUGAGAAGUAAAAACUAAAUGGGAUGACACAGUAAGAUUGAAUAGGUAAAAGGGUAUUUAAUAAAGAAAUAAAUCGGCUCUUAGAUCUCGCGUAAUAUUAAAGGAAAGAAAGAAAUAUCAACUUAGGACUUUGCGUCUAUAAAGUUAAUAUAAAUUUUACUUUCUAUAAAUUAAAAUAUAACGUUAGUUUUUGGAGAAAGCAUUGGAGCUCUAUACAGAUAGGUAUACAUGUAAGGCGAUAAGGAAUUGAACAGAGAAGCUCUCCUGUUUCAGCCUGUCUAAACUGUGUACACUUCGUUUCUUGUAGAAAAAUAACAAUAUUGCUGCUUUACGAGAGCACUUGUGUUCUAUUAGAAAUGAACUGUUACUUGAACUAAGGACCAUCCAUAACAACUGCAAGGUUUUACGUAGCUUGAAAAGCCCACAGACAUAAAAUUCGUCUAUUAAUGUGGUUGUUGGCAAACAUAUCUACGAUACAAAAAUGAUUUAAUUGUCAUGAUCUGCGGCAGUGCGGGUGUUGAAGAAAUAAAUCAACCUACGAUCACUAGUAAUUUUGGAAGUAAAUACAAGAAUAAUAUGUAAAAGUUAAACACAUGAGAGUUAUUAAAAAAACAUAGAAGUAUCGAAUGAGUAGAAGGAAAACGAAUGGUAAAAACAACAAAAAAGCUCUGGGUAUGUUGCAAAAUUAAGUUUUGUUAUUUAUAGAAAGGUGGAAAUAUAAAAUUUCAGAUCUUAUGCAAGAGGACUACUUAAAAUAAUAAAUACUAUAGAACGAUUCUUUUGAAAGGAAUUAUGGUUAAACUUUGUAAUGACGUUCCGUAAGAAGGUAUAUCAAUCGCUGUAGAGGGCCUAUAAAAUCGUGCUUUAUAAUGAAAUGGUAAAAACAUUUAAAAUUUACAAGAUAGGGAGGGGUGAACCAAUUUUUCAGUUGGAAUUUUUAAAUAUUUUUUUAUUAAACACGAAUUUUUUCUGCAUCGUUUGUUGUAAAGGGUUAAAACAAAAAUAUCUACAGAGACCAAAAUGGCGUCUACGAAUACAAUACAACUAAAAAUAAACCCUGAAAUGUCCGACUGAAAGGUCUCAAUAGCAUCAGUUCUGUACAACAAAAGAGCGCUCAAGAAAUCGGAAAUCAAACUACAAAAAAUGAAUAGUCACAUUUUUUACCCUCAUGUUCCUUUUCCCGGUUUCUGUUCAAUAUUUUGAAUUGCUUAUUUUUUUAAUUUAACAAAGCAAAAACUAAAGGUUUUGUCGACGCUUUUUGAAAAUAAAAUUCAUGCCCUCAAAAAAUUUUGAAUGUCGUUAAUUAGAGGCAGAUUUUUAGGAAAGGCUCAACGUCAUGUAAAAAUUAGCGAACCGAAAUUGCCAAAAAAAAAGCCUCGACACGUUAUUCUUAUCGAAUUCUAUUUAAAACAAAACUAACAAAACAAAACAAUAAGUGAAUAAUUCUAGAGAAAAAGGAACAUUAAAUUUUUUAGUUUUUUAACAAUGAACAACUUAUUAAAUAACUAUACACAUUAAAACGUGUAUGAAAAUGUUCACAAGAAAGCUGUAAAUGAAAUGAGACCAAUCCCAUUUUGAUAUGAGUCAACGAGAUAUUAAAGGAAGAAUGGAAGGGUUAGGAAAAAGAAUUCGAAAAUUGGUUGACCCUCUUUAAACAGGAAAAUAGAGUAUUUGGUAAAGUUAACUAAUUUAAUAUGUUAUCAGUGUUUAAUAUAAUGGUUACGUGUAAUUAACAGUUACGUUAAUCUAAAAAAUAUUUUUUGGUAAAAUAAAUAAAUCACCUUUGUUUAAAAAAAAUUGAAUCCAGAAUGCCAGAAAACGUCAAACUUAUGGAAAACGCCCAUGAAAAGCUACUAAAACAGAUGCUUUCGCGUUCGAAAUGACUAAAGUCAAAGGUGCAAAAUUAAAGAAUGAGAGAGAAAAUGUAAAGACUGGUUUACUUUAAGUAUAAGCAAACAAUUAAUUAGAUAAGAUUCGUCUUCAACGGCUUUUCAAAUCUUGUCAUUUUAAAUCAUAUUUGUUUGUGUAAAAUAAAAACAAUUGUUGUAAAGUGUAAAAUAAAUAGAUGUGCUUUUCGUAUCGUUGUUAAAACUUAAGUAAAAUACAUUUAGAAACUGCGGAAUAUAAACGUUUUUAUUUAUUUUAGCAUACUACAUACAUUUCCUAUACAUGCAAUAACUAUUAUAUGUUUGAUUGGACAAUAGAUUAGAACAUUCUCGAUGUCUCUUCGAAUCUCUAAUUUCUUUCGGAAUAAAACUAUCAACAUUUCCGUAUUUAAUUUUUAAUAUUUUAACUUUGUAAGUCUUUGGCUAAUAUUUAAUUAGAAAAGCCGAUUAUCUAUGAGAGUUUAACUGCAGAAAUUAAAACAACUUUUAGCAGCAAAAGAGGAGAACUUUGAAAUUGCAAAAAAAUUAUAUACAUCUAUAUAUAUAUAUAUAUAUAUAAUUUACUCUUUCUGGCAAAUUGUAAAGAAGUUUAUGAUAAGCUAAAAACGAUUCACGUUUUCGACGCUAAUAUUAAAAACUGCUUACUGAAUUGGCCAUUCGUAUCAAUGAUGGACAAAGCAAAUUGCUAUAUUAUUAAUGACCUAGAAAAAUAUUGCUAUAAAGAGAAGGUUUGGAGCUAGUAAUAAAAAGUCGUUAUUCAAAAGAUGGUGUUGAUGGGGUAAAAGUAUGAGUACGAAUAAUUGCCUACGAAUAUUUUAUCAGAAACUAGCGUUUUUCAUUAAAAGAUAACACAGAAGAAUAGUAGAAUAGAACGUCUAUUCUGUCGAUUGUGCACAUGUUCACAACACGAUAAUUGACCGCGGUUUAGCCUCGUCCAUCUUAUUAAUGCAACAAAAAGGAAUAUUGAUAACGUGGCGGACAAUAAAAAACAAAUUGUGAAUACACUUUUUAGAAAAUCUGACAUACUCCGUUGUUCAAAAGAACUGGAAUAUUUUUUUAAAUUUGUCGCGACUUUAAAAUAAACCGAAAUAUUUUGUUAUUGGUUAGAAUUUAGGCGCCUGUGUUAUAAAAAAAAGAAAAAAAACUAUGGCCUCUGUCAUGCAGGGUGAUAACGUGUUAUAAAGUUAUUAUUGCGUAGCUCAUUGUAGACUCAACAACAAACACGACGGCAAACAUUGUUUGAAAAGAAUAACCGAUUUAAAAUAAUAUUUAUAAUCUUUUAUUAACAAGCAUGAAUAUACAAAAAAAAUGAACUUAGCGGCUGUAAAUUAACAAUCAAGAGAUUUUUGUAAUAAUUACGCAGAAACAAAAGAAAAAUAUAUAGGCUGAUACAGCUUUACCGCCGGAAUGGCUUAGAAUUCUAUAGUGUUAUAGGUAAAAAACUAGUUGAAAAGGAAGAUGUUAGACUGAAUAAUCAUUUAUUUAGACCAAUUUUUUUCUCUUUGGUUGGAUAAUACUUCGACAAGUUUUGUAGUUGAACUCUUACUAUUAAAUGUAUAUAAAUAGUCUUUAUAAACGUUAAAAAGAAUAUGUACAAAAGAGAAUUAAAAUCUAAUUGUUAUGUAAUUCUUACUAAAUCAACUCAAUUUCGCCCUAAUAACAAUUGUCGGCAUUGUGAAAGUGACCAAUUCGCUUUGUCUGUUCGUGGCCUACACUGUGAAACAAUAAUCAUAAUAAUAAUAAGUUUAUACUUACAAUAUUCAAAACUUAAUUGUUUGGAUAUCUGUUCAUCUGCUUGAUAAUUACUUGUCAGACUGGUUGAUAUCGCUGUUCAAAAACAGUGAUGUAUUAUCAACAACCAAAUUAUUUCCUCCCUUUUAUUCCUGGUAGGUUUUGUAACACAACAACUAACAACUAAAAACCAGUAUAAUUUGUGAUUUAAGAAACACAACUGCUGACAAUUGAUAAGGGCUGUUACAACAUGUCUUAUUACUCGAACGCCUUAUUAGUGUCGUGUUGUCAUUUGUAAAUUUGUUGAAACUGUUUAUAUUUGUAAAUGAUAUUUAUAUAUAAACUAACUUAAUGUUAUUAGUACAGAAAUAAUUAUAAUCGUUAUAGAAAAUAUAGAACAGAUUAAUGUAUCAAAUAUGCAAAAUAUUUUACUAACAUGUAGUACAGUUCCUGUUGAAAA